GUUUUGACAACAAAAAGUCUAUUUUUAUUUACAAGCAUACUAUCCAAUUUUAUAUAAAAUGACACACUCUUUUAUCACUUCCCAUUUUUCUUUCUAUCCUUUUGCCAAUGCAAACAACUUGGAUUCAAAUCUGUAUUUUACUAUGUCAUCUCACUUUUGCCUUAUCAGCCAAAGGACGUCAUAUACAAUAUUAUGAAUUCAACAUUACAUCUCAAUCCCUCAAUGCUGAUUGUUCCAACUAUACUGAAACUAGGACAUUACUAGUUAACAACAAGAUGCCUGGGCCUACUAUCACAGCAACGGUGGGACAACGCAUAAAGGUUUUAGUACGCAACAUGCUUCCACCUUCAACAAAAGCAGAUCCAAAAGUAAUUGAAUAUGGUGGUGGUAAUACUAAUCUUGUAACUAUUCAUUAUCAUGGUAUUCGACAAUAUGGUUCCAAUCAAGCUGAUGGUGUCCCCUUUCUCACUCAAGAUCCUAUUCCUCCUUGUGGUCAGUUUUUGCAUGAUUUUGUAUUGGAUUCAUCAGGUACUUAUUUUUAUCAUGCUCAUGUUGGUUUACAAGAAAGUUCUGUAUUCGGUGCUAUUGUUGUCUAUGAAUCUGAUGCAUCCAAUCCCUCUUAUCACUCAUCAUCUCGGUACAAUCAAUCAACAUCUUCUUCUUCUUCAUUGACAAUCAAAGGUAUCAACGGGUCACCCGAUCUCACUUAUCAUGAUGAUCGUGUCGUUGUCCUCAGUGAAUGGUUUCAUCAAGAUCGACAAGCCUUGGAAUCCUACCUUUUGGGUCCAAACUUUACUCUGAUACCUGAAGCAGAUAGUGUACUGGUGAAUGGACAGACCAUCAACAAUGAAAGAUCCAUCGUGUCAACAAAUACUUUUCCUUGCCGUGGUUAUUCUGUCAUCAAUGUGCAAAAAAACAAGACCUAUCGAUUUCGCGUGAUUGGGGCAUCUACUUUUCGUACCUUUGGUUUUGCAAUUGCAGAUCAUCGACUACAGAUCAUUGAAGCCGAUGGUGGUUUGAUUGAACCUUAUGAAACGGAUUAUUUGGAAGUCUCACCUGGUCAACGUUAUUCUGUACUUGUACAUAUGAAUCAACCCAUCAAGGAUUAUUCUAUUGGAACCAUUCGACUUUGGGCUGCUGAUGUGGAUCCGACUUCCAAUGGAUGGGCUAUUCUUCGUUAUAGUCAAAAUGAUGAUGAUGAUAUCAACAACAUGGCGGUAUCUUCUCUUCCUCCUGGCAAUCGUCCUCCUUUACCUACUGCAAAUGUUCCUCUUUGGCUUUGGCCCAAAUUGAAACCAUUGGGUGGACAGCCUGAUCCCAUUGCUCUGCUACCAAAACCAAAUCGAACAAUUUAUCUGAACACAACCAAUGGACCUCUAUCUACACUUCCUGGCUCUGAUCGCUUCUUUAUCAAUGAUGUCACUUUUAAAGAUCCAUCCAGCACGUUGUUAUCUCAAGUAUUACGAGGCAAUCGGACAGUAUCACCACUUUCAUUUCAAGAUCUUCAACAAGACGAUCGACGUGGCUAUGACCCUUAUCUUGGUACUUAUCCAUUGGCAUCUAUGGAAGUAGUGGACUUUGUUAUUCAAAAUACACACGUUUCUGGUGUUCCUUGUAGAUCUCAUCCUUGGCAUACUCAUGGUCACAGUCAUUGGUUGAUUGCUCAUGGUCCUGGUACGUAUGAUGAAGCUCUUCAUGGUUCCUUACGCAAUAUUCCUUUCCCUGUAUCUAAGGAUACUACAUUGGUUUACCCUGAUGAUAGUCCACUUGGUGAUCCUUUACCUGAUAAUCCCAUUUUAGGCUGUGGAUGGUCCAAGAUUCGAUUGAUAGCUGAUAAUCCUGGCAUUUGGGCGAUGCAUUGUCAUAAUACUCCACAUAUGUUUAUGGGCAUGAUGAUUGUCUUGGAAGAAAGUACAGAAUUGAUUCCAUCAUUUCUCCGUCAACAUUCAAAACUAUGAUUACUUCUUUGAGGAUUGGUAUCUCCUUCUCUCUUCAUUAGUUUAGUAAUCUUUGUAUAGUCUUUGUACCCUUUUUUUUUUCCCAAUAAAAAAAAUACUUUUUUUAGACUCU
Halteromyces radiatus is the source of this 2070-nucleotide messenger RNA. RefSeq names its product Cupredoxin. Bases 108 to 1958 code for a protein of 616 amino acids. The record is from RefSeq and is a predicted model, not a curated record. Gene Ontology annotation, molecular function: copper ion binding; oxidoreductase activity. Lineage: Eukaryota; Fungi; Mucoromycota; Mucoromycetes; Mucorales; Cunninghamellaceae. The transcript has 2 exons.